Oryza brachyantha (malo sina) is the source of this 4234-nucleotide messenger RNA. Its product is annotated as 5'-3' exoribonuclease 4-like. The record is from RefSeq and is a predicted model, not a curated record. Gene Ontology annotation, cellular component: nucleus. Gene Ontology annotation, molecular function: 5'-3' RNA exonuclease activity; RNA binding; zinc ion binding. NCBI's taxonomy places the organism in Eukaryota, Viridiplantae, Streptophyta, Magnoliopsida, Poales, Poaceae. Bases 98 to 3910 code for a protein of 1270 amino acids. Gene Ontology annotation, biological process: nuclear-transcribed mRNA catabolic process. The transcript is spliced from 25 exons.
CGAACCGAGAGAGGACGCAAAGGCAGCCGCCGCCGCGCGCGAGGAGCUUCCGGAAGCGCCGCCCCAGAGGAGGAGGAGGAGCGAGAGGCGGUCGGAGAUGGGAGUCCCGGCGUUCUACCGGUGGCUGGCGGAUCGGUACCCGCAGACGGUGUCGGACGCGGUGGAGGAGGAGCCCGUGGAGCUCGAGCCGGGCGCCUUCGUCCCCGUCGACCUCCGCCGCCCCAAUCCCAACGGCCUCGAGUUCGACAACCUCUACCUCGACAUGAACGGCAUCAUCCACCCCUGCUUCCACCCCGAGGGCCGCCCCGCGCCGACCACUUACGACGAGGUGUUCAAGUCGAUUUUUGCCUACAUUGACCACCUCUUCGGCCUCGUGCGCCCAAGGAAGCUCAUUUACAUGGCCAUCGACGGCGUUGCGCCAAGGGCGAAGAUGAAUCAGCAGCGCUCUAGACGUUUCCGGGCUGCUAAGGAUGCGGCUGACGCGGCAGCUGAGGAGGAAAGGUUGAGGAGGGAAUUUGAGGCUGAGGGUAGGACUUUGGUUCAGAAAGAGAAGUCGGAAGCAAUUGACUCAAAUGUCAUAACUCCUGGGACACAAUUCAUGUUUGUACUCUCGACAGCGCUUCAAUACUAUAUACAGCUAAGAUUGAAUCACACACUUGGGUGGCAAUCUGUCAAGGUAAUAUUAUCUGAUUCGAACGUGCCUGGGGAGGGAGAGCACAAGAUUAUGUCAUACAUCCGCCUGCAGCGGAAUCUCCCAGGGUUCGAUCCAAAUACACGCCAUUGCUUAUAUGGCCUUGAUGCUGAUUUAAUCAUGCUUUCUCUGGCUACUCAUGAGAUCCACUUCUCCAUUUUAAGAGAGGUGAUUACCAUGCCAGGGCAACAUGAAAAAUGCUUUCUGUGUGGUCAAGUUGGGCACUUGGCUGCUGAAUGCAGAGGACCUGCCCAGGCUGAUAAGAAUAUGGAGCUCCCUCCUAUCCAUAAGAAGAAGUAUCAGUUUCUUAACAUCUGGGUUCUGCGUGAAUACCUGGAGAAGGAUUUGGAAAUUGUAGAUCCACCCUUCAAGAUAAACUUUGAACGCGUUGUGGAUGAUUUUGUUUUUAUGUGUUUCUUUGUUGGGAAUGACUUUCUGCCUCACAUGCCGACUUUAGAGAUCCGCGAGGGUGCCAUUAAUCUUCUCAUGAAUAUUUAUAGAAGGGAGUUCACAUCAAUGGGUGGUUACCUCACCGACGGGGGCGAGGUUUUGUUGGAGCGAGUGGAGCAUUUCAUUCAAUCUGUUGCUGUCCAUGAAGAACAAAUUUUCCGGAAGCGUGCAUGUAUUCAGCAGGCUAUCCAGAACAAUGAGGAGAGGAAUAAAGUGAAGACAGAGAACUCUGAGGAUAAUCAAUAUGUGGACAAGGUAAAAUUAGGAGAACCAGGAUACAGGGAGAGGUACUAUGCUGAGAAGUUUAAAGAAGAGGCAGAAUUGAAACCCAUUGAUCAAGUUCAGAGAGAUGUUGUCCAGAGAUAUGUGGAAGGUCUUUGCUGGGUUAUGAGAUACUAUUAUCAAGGUGUUUGCUCAUGGCAGUGGUUUUAUCCAUACCAUUAUGCACCUUUUGCAUCAGACCUGAAAUGCUUGGCUGAUUUGGAGAUUACCUUUUUCUUGGGUCAACCUUUCAAACCAUUUGAUCAACUAAUGGGGACACUACCAGCUGCUAGUUCCAAUGCAUUGCCAAAGCAUUAUGGGGAUUUGAUGAAUGAUCCAAAUUCACCAUUGAAGUCUUUCUAUCCCAAAGAUUUUGAGGUAGACAUGAACGGAAAACGUUUUGCGUGGCAGGGUAUUGCAAAAUUGCCUUUUAUCGACGAAAGGCGUCUGCUUGCGGAGACACAGAAGCUGGAAGAGACAUUGACAAAUGAAGAGAGAUUCAGGAAUAGGACAAUGCUUGACAUACUUUACGUACGGGAAACUCAUCCAUUGGCUGCCCAGAUGGCAUUUCUGUAUCAGAUGUGCUCUCAAUCACCAGAUGCUUCCUAUAUUAUUCCCAUCGACCCUGCUGCUAGUGGCAGAAUGAAUGGAUUUCUUUGUUUAUCUGAAAGGAACUGUUACAGCAUCACAGUAACAUCUCCAGUUAAGGGGUUCAAUGGCAUUGCCCGCAACAGAGUUCUGAAUGCGACCUAUCUUAACCCUCAGUAUCACAAACACAUCCCUGAGCCUCCUGAGGGUGUCAUUAUACCAGCAAAGAUUUUGAAGCCUGGUGAUUUCAAGCCAUUUCCUGUUUUGUGGCAUGAAGAUAAUAGUCGGCGACAACAAAGAGAAAGGCCUCAGGUUUCUGGAGCUCUGUCAGGCUCUGUCUUAGGAGAAGCUGCACAUCGCCUGGUGAAAAACUCGCUGCAGAUAAAAUCUGGCUACUCUGCCGGGCUGCUUGACAUGCCAUACAGGGGUGCCCCCCAUGGUCCUGGACACAGACCUAGGCCUGCUGGACCAUUGGGAUAUGAGAGGGGCUUUGUUGAUAAUUCAUACCAUAGAAACAUGUCCAGAAGCGUUCCAAAUUCUCAUCCUCAGUUCUUCGGUGACGCUCAAGCCAACAGACAGAAUGUGAGGAUACUGGAACGGCCAAACCCUCGAAACAACGACACUGCCAUCCAUUCAGGGAUGUCAAAGCUAACACUCCAAGAUGGCCCAAGGAUGCACCAAAACAACAGGAUGCAGAACUCCGGAUUUUCACCUAAUCAGACACAUCCCCAUCAGUAUGCAGGAUUCCCACCCCAGCGGCCAAUGCAGAACGCCGGUUUUACGCCACAACGACCUGCGCAAAAUUCAGGAUUUCCACAGCAGAGGCCUGUCCAAAUAGGACUGCCGCAUCAGCCAGCAGUUAAUGGGGUUCAACCGCCGUUACCCCCCAGUGCAUGGAUUGGCAGGCCAAUAAGUGGAGUUCCAGCAGGAGUACCUGCCAAGCAGGAUCUUAGGAUGGCCAUGGACAGGCAGCCUAAGCAAGAUAACUCGAGAUCACAGCAUGACAAGAGGCAGCAGGUUACCAAGGUACACGUCGCGACCUUCGCGGUGGCAGAGAAGGAGGACAAGGAGCUCUACAGGAGGAUCGUCGUGAGCUUCUCGUGGCGGAGGCAGAUGCCGCGCCUCGCUAUCACGCUUGGCCUCGAGGAUGAAAUGAAUGAUAUCAUUGAAGAGCUUAUCACUAAGGGGCAGCAACUUGAUGCCGUGAACUUUGCAUAUGAAGCUGGUCUUCAUGAAAAAUUCCCUGCGGCCCCUCUUUUAAAAGCCUACCUUGAGGACUCAAAGAAGAUACCCUCAAAUUCAGAUAACCUGAGUACUAGCACUGGCCAAUCUGGGACCAAUGCGAAUAAGAAGGAACAGUCCGCACUCCGGGCUGUUAUAAAGUGUGUUGAGGACCGCAAACUUGAAGCUGAGUUUCCAUUGGAGGAUCUUUGUGAGCGGCUGGAAGAACUGGAGAAGGCCAAGACAGAGAAGAAAAAAGCAGCAUCAAGCAGUUCCAGCGGUGCAAGCUCUGGUCCAGCCAACAAGCGCAUCCGGGCAAGCAAUGGAGGACCUAUGCCCCCUGCUAAGGCAGGUCGUCACACCGACUACACCGGUACACCAUCUUCGCCCGCCACCACAACCACCACCACAGCCGCCACAUUCGUUCGCUCCCCAUCCCAUGCCUCCUACGGUACAGCAUCUCCUUACUCUUAUGAUAGGCCGGCUGCACACCCCCUCUACUGUGGCCAGAACACACUGGCAAUGAGGGAGCCUUAUGCAUACCACCACCCAGUUGAGGUAUCCACCAUCGGCCUCAGCAUGUCAUACCCAUCCCCUCCCAUGACCUACCCUGCCUAUGGUGGAUACAGCAAUGGCCUGGCAGGCUACAGCAAUGCAAUGGCCCCAGCCUUUCACCACCACCAGGCUUACUACCGGUAGGAUCAGUCGAAGACGAUGAAAUGACAAGAGCUGAAUUGCUGAUGGCCCUGUUUUGUAGUGACUGACUACAACGGUAGGUGGGGGUGGGGGUGUGUUCCUUUUAAUACUAGAUGCUUGUGUUAGUUCUGCACGUUAUUAGCUCUCGCUACUCGGCACUACCGGAAAACUGGAUGUAAAUUAUGGAUGUGUUGUCCUUGGACCUCGUCAUCUUGUGUUGUAAUAUCAGUCUAAACCACUCCAAAACCGCAAAAAAAAAUUCGGCAUGUAAUCUUCAAGUGCUGAACUAUCUCGGAUUAAUUAAUGACUUAUCUUAUGUUAGAUAUA